CGGGCCCGGACCCCAUGCAAGCUAGUUUGUCUGCACUGCCAGGAGCUUCCCUGGUUUGGCUCAGGCCUACUCCGGGCCUGCCGCGCGGAGUGCCCGGCUACAUUGAUAGAUGCUGUUGGAGCUGACGGUACCGGAGAGUGCGGGCCCCCUGCUGCAGCGCUGCGCCCCCCGCAUCCAGAGACUUUUCCGGGUGCGGCUCCGCCUGCGACAUCCCAGUCAGUCGGACCAGCACUGCCGCAUAGUGUGCAUCGAGCUGGGCGAUGAGGAGCAACGCAGGAAGGCCCUGGAGUACAUCAAGUCUGUGUGUGUACCUGAACACACCAAACGAGAGAACCUCACCCCAGAGCUGAGGAAAGUCUUGCUCAGCAUUCGGGAUGCUAUUGAAUAUGAGUCUCUAGCAGUUUUGAAAGUGAAAGAGAAAAGCUUUGAAAUCUCUGGCCGCCAGCCAAACGUGAUGACUGCCUGGUCCAUGGUUAAGAAGCUGGGAAUGGAUAAGAAGAGGCCCUCUACAGAGGAGAGGGCAGCUGCAAAUGAAAUGCAGUACUCACAAGACCUGGGAGAUUGCAGUGGUGAAUCGGAUGAAUGGACCAGUUCAGAGAGUGAGGCAGAGCAACAAGGAGGGAAAAGUGGACUUAGAGGUUAUGUCAAUACCCUUUUUCAAGGUAUGGAUAUCUCUAACAAACCACAUAGACAGCUCUGCAGAUCUCCAUGUUUGGAUCGACCAAGCUUCUCUCAGAGCAGCAUCCAAGUCCCUAUUGACCACCAACAUAAAUUUGAUGAAGCUAAGAACAACCUUGAAAAAGAAUACCAAGCAAAAAUGGAAUUUGCCUUGAAAUUAGGCUAUACUGGGGAACAAAUUCAAGCGGUACUCAACAAGCUAGGAGCUGACGCUCUUAUCAAUGAUAUACUGGCUGAGCUAGUGAGACUGGGUAACAAGGGAGAGUCAGAAGCGCAGAGCAGUGCAAGUAAUUCUGGUGGCAACUUGGUACCCAGAGGUCCAUGUCCAAAGGAGAUCGCAAGCCCUGAACUAUCUUUGGAGGAUGAAGUAGUAGAUAAUACAGAAAACCUCAGGCCUAUUGUUAUUGAUGGAAGCAAUGUAGCAAUGAGCCAUGGUAAUAAAGAGGUCUUCUCCUGCCGUGGGAUACAAUUAGCUGUUGAGUGGUUCUUGGAAAAAGGCCAUAAGGACAUCACUGUGUUUGUGCCGGCCUGGAGGAAGGAACAGUCCCGCCCAGAUGCUCCGAUCACAGAUCAGGAGGUCUUACGGAAGCUGGAAAAGGAAAAGAUUCUUGUCUUCACACCAUCUCGAAGGGUGCAGGGUAGGAGAGUAGUUUGUUACGAUGACCGUUUCAUAGUCAAGCUAGCUUUUGAUUCUGAUGGCAUCAUUGUGUCAAAUGACAACUACAGAGAUCUGCAGAAUGAGAAGCCAGAGUGGAAGAAAUUCAUAGAGGAACGACUCCUCAUGUACUCGUUUGUCAAUGAUAAGUUCAUGCCUCCAGAUGAUCCCCUGGGUAGACAUGGCCCGAGCCUGGAAAACUUCUUGAGAAAAAAGCCAGUUAUUCCUGAGCAUAAAAAACAGCCAUGUCCUUAUGGCAAGAAAUGUACAUAUGGGCACAAGUGUAAAUACUAUCACCCUGAGCGAGCAAAUCAGCCUUUGAGAUCAGUAGCAGAUGAACUAAGAAUUAGUGCAAAACUUUCUGCAGUCAAGACAAUGAGUGAGGGUGCUCUAGUGAAAUGUGGUACAGGGCCUUCCUCCUCUAAAGGAGAGGGGAGCAUUGAAACAAAACGCAUUGCUCCCAAGAGGCAGUCAGACCCCAGCAUUCGCUCUGCAGCUAUUGAACCAGAGCAAAGGCUUUCAGCAGCUCGAAAAUCAGAGGCCAACUCUGUGCCAUCUCUGGUGUCUGCCCUUAGUGUGCCAACCCUUCCUCCUCCUAAGAACCAUGCAGUAAGUGCCCUCAACACACGGUCUGCUAGCAGCCCAGUGCCUGGUUCAUCACAGUUCUCUCACCAGAAGUCUUCUUUAGAGCACAUGACAAGUGUUCACUAUCCUCCAAUUUUGGUGACCAAUAGCCAUGGAAAUUCUGUGAGCUACACAGAGGAGUAUCCAAAAUAUGAGUCUCUGGGAGACCACGGUUACUACUCUAUGUUGAGUGACUUUUCAAACCUGAGCAUUAGUAGUAUGCACAACUCAGAUUAUUACAGUUCAGAACAGGAUAGAGCAUCAUACUCCAGGAACUCCAGCCCCUGUCCAGACAGCUGCAUGAGUCACACCAGCGGUGACUCAUAUUCCUCCUAUAGUGACUUGUACAUGGCUAUUUCUGAUCCAGGUCCUGAAGAUAACAUGAAGCCUCAAAGACCUCCCCCACAGAAUCGAUUGCAGCCAUUCAUUCAUGGCUACCACGAGGCUCUAACUAGAGUCCAGAGCUAUGGACAGGAGGAACCCAUACAGCCUCCUCGUAAACAGUCUUCUUCAUCACACCUGGCUUUGCACAUUCAGCACCCACUUGUAGGAGCAAGAUCCAGCUGCCCAGGAGAUUACCCAGGACAAGAGAACAUGCACCCAGCUGCUAAUGCCCAACCUGGAAGAGCAUUGGUGAUGACUAGAAUGGAUAGUAUAUCAGACUCUCGUCUCUACGAGAGCAACCCUAUGCGGCAAAGAAGGCCACCACUGUGCCGUGAACAACAUGCCAGCUGGGAUCCCUUGCCAUGCCCCACAGAUUCCUACAACUACCACUCUUACCCUUUAAGCAACAGCUUGAUGCAGCCCUGCUAUGAACCUGUCAUGGUAAGGAGUAUGCCUGAGAAGAUGGAGCAACUCUGGAGGUCACCUCAUUGGCCAGUCAUGUCCAGUGAAAUUAGAGAACAACACAUAAUCCCAGAGCAUCAGUAUCAAACCUAUAAAAACCUUUGCAACAUCUUUCCUCCAGGUGUGGUACUCUCCGUUAUGGAGAAAAAUCCACACUUAACGGACGCCCAGCAACUUGCAGCUCUUAUAGUUUCUAGGUUAAGAUCAGGCCAUCAACAACAAUGCUAAUCAGCACAAUUAAUGUCUGGACAAUAGUAUCUAUUGAUCGUGUUGCCUGAAUGAAAACUGGCAUCAUUUACUGCACACAUUUUCACAUUUUGAUGUCCUAUUACAGCAGAUUUCUGCCAGAGUUGAAACUACAUGAACACAGCAGACUUUUAUUUAUUUUUAAAGUUUCAGAUGAUUUUAAAGGCAUUCCUGGAGGAGUGCAUAUUUUAUGGUGUAUGUAUAUAUCCCCGCUAAACCUGCAUGGCAGGUUAAUCACAGAGUUUCCUUAAGUCCUGCUCCUACUCUUAAAUGCAGAUGAUGGACAGGGUGUUUUAAUCUCUCAGAUGCUGCAGCACAUCAUUACAGUACAGGAGUUGCUUGCAUUUUGUUGUGUUAAGUCUCUCCAGCUGUGAAUAGAGGAGCUUAUUCAUAUUGUUAGCAAUUAUAUUGCAUGCUUAAUUAUGUAUUUGCAGUUAAAAUAUGUAUAAAUGUAUGUGUACAUAUGUUUAUAUACAUAUUUAUAUAUGUGUGAAAUAUGUGUAUAUUUUUAGUUGUUUU
Messenger RNA from Bombina bombina (fire-bellied toad), 3568 nucleotides. It is a transcript of the gene ZC3H12B, whose product is annotated as zinc finger CCCH-type containing 12B. Gene Ontology annotation, cellular component: cytoplasmic ribonucleoprotein granule; nucleus. The coding region runs from base 110 to 3031 and encodes 973 amino acids. Lineage: Eukaryota; Metazoa; Chordata; Amphibia; Anura; Bombinatoridae. The transcript is spliced from 6 exons. Gene Ontology annotation, molecular function: RNA endonuclease activity; metal ion binding; mRNA binding. The record is from RefSeq and is a predicted model, not a curated record.